GUUACCUACCUUGAUCCAAAUCCCUCUAUAAAUUUCAACACAUUCCCAGUUGAGAGAAGUGGAAGAAAGAAGAGAUGGAUAGGCAAACUCAGAAAAUGAAGUCUAGAGUUGUUAAAAUAGAGUCAGAAGACUCUUGGGAUUUUUUCAUCAAACAAGCUAACAAUCAAGGCUGCCCUGUUAUGGUGCAUUUUUCAGCUGCUUGGUGCAUGCCUUCAGUGGCCAUGAAUCCUUUCUUUGAAGAACUGGCCUUGAGCUACCAAGAUAUUCUGUUUCUUUCGGUGGAUGUGGAUGAUGUUAAGGGGGUAGCAUCCAAGAUGGAGAUCAAGGCCAUGCCAACUUUUUUGUUGAUGAAGCAAGGAGCUCCUAUUGACAAGCUUGUUGGUGCCAAUCCUGAUGAGAUAAGGAAAAGGGUUGAAGAUUUUGCUCACCAAAUUCGCUCCAAUAAAACUACAUAAAAUAUAAACAUGUUGUAAACAAGAUUUUUAGUGUUUGAUCCCUUCAAUUUCUUUUUUUGUGGGUUUGGAUUUGUUUGUCUUGUAACUUGAAGAAGUGGAUUACUAUCACUUUCUUUUCUUAGAAAUUUGAGGAUUGCAUUUUGAUAUUGAUAUUGAUUUUGAUUAUGUUUGAGGGGUUAAAACAUAGUUGUUAAUUUUACUUUGGUAUCAACCGUAUUAAUUGGUACACUUUAGUUAUAUCAAAAUAAGAUACAUUUAAAAAUAAUUUUUUGUAUCGAAUUUAAUAUCAGAUAAGAUCAAUUGUUUUCAU
This is a messenger RNA of Durio zibethinus, 765 nucleotides long. Its product is annotated as thioredoxin-like protein CXXS1. The record is from RefSeq and is a predicted model, not a curated record. NCBI's taxonomy places the organism in Eukaryota, Viridiplantae, Streptophyta, Magnoliopsida, Malvales, Malvaceae.